AUGGUCCACUUGAUCCUUGGUUUGGAUGACGUAGGCGUCAUUUCUCGAAUGAACUCGGUGAGGACAUGGGAUUUUAUGGAUUUCCUAGAUUCAAAGGUGAUAUCGAACUUCAAGAGCUCAAGUGUCAAUUUCUUCAUUCUUCAUACGAGAUCUGCAAGUAAAUUGGAAAUAACCGUUUUAAUAGCUUCAACCUUCCUUGGAGAAUGUUUCUACGACGUUGGGCUAUUGGUUGGGCAUUCGAGGUGCAUAGUUAGCUUGUGGCAAGCGACUUCAGGAUCUAUGUCAGGCAUCUCUACUUCAGUCCAUGCAAAUAUGUUGACAGACUCUUUCAGGCAAGUGACCAUCUGGCCCUUGGGCUCAUUAGGUACAUCUAUUUUGAUUCUUAUGGCUCUUCCCAAAAUGUCUCAUAUCAAGGUUAUGGUAAAUUCUCCAACCGGUGUAGGUCUUUUCAUUGACUUUCCAAAAGCAGUGGGGUUGCUUUCUACCAGCAAUUCGUCAAGUGGUGCUUCUAGUAAUUUUAUUUCUUUUGGUAGUUCCAGUUUUCUUGAUAUGUUUGAUCUCUCUGCAAGUUUUGCUUCUGGUGAUAUGUGUGAUUUCUUUCCAAGUUUAUCUUAUUUUGAUACUCCAGAUUUUUCUGAUAUUUCUGGUUCAUCUGAUAAUUCUGGUUCUGAUCAUCUAGCCUUUCAGCUUUCUUCCAAGAGUCACUUGGCUUCUAAGAUCUGCAACAAAAACAAUUUUAUCCUUUGGGACCCAAAUCUGGUUGGGUCUUGGUUUGUUAGUUCUGUAAGACGCAGAUUGGCAGUGGCUUCAGUGCAAAAUGCGCUUUCGGUGCAGAUUGGCAGUGGCUUCAGCGCGAAAUGCACUUCAGACGCGCUCCAAGCGCACAACAUCUUUUGUCUGGAGUUUAGUGCAUGUUUCUCCUCUUUUGAUUCCGAAGUUGGUUUCAAUGCCUUCAUCAAAGUUGUAGCUAUGCUUCAUAGCUUUCAGUUGCAUUUGACCCAGGUUGCAGCAGAAGCUUUGGCUGAAAGAGGUAGCAGUAAACUCCUUGGAAUAAGGUUCCUUCAAUACUUAAAAGGAAGUCCCGUUUCCUUCAAAACCCACCAAGCAAUUGUUCUUAUUGUAACAUUUUUAGCUUAUGCUAGUUAUCAUGCAACUAGAAAAACCACAAGUAUAGUUAAGAGUGUCCUUGAUCCACAAUCAUCAUCAACUACAGGCUUGAGUUUCUUUCCUUAUAGGAAGUCGAAGCAACUUUCUUGGAGCCUUGGAGAUGGUUGGGCGCCGUUUAACGGAUCUGACGGGACGUCCCUUCUUGGAGAAUUGGAUGUUGCUUUUCUUGCUGUGUACGCUUUCGGGAUGUACUUUUCGGGACAUUUCGGCGACAGAUGUAAUUUGAGGAUUUUUUUAACAAUUGGGAUGUUAGGAACUGGUUUGUUCACUUCGUUAUUUGGAGUAGGGUAUUGGGGGAAUAUUCACAAUUUCUACUAUUAUUUAGUUGUUCAAAUGAUUGCGGGUUUGUUUCAAUCGACCGGAUGGCCAUCGGUAGUUGCUGUUUUGGGUAAUUGGUUUGGGAAGCGAAAGAGAGGGCUGAUCAUGGGGAUUUGGAAUGCUCAUACUUCUGUUGGAAACAUUGCAGGCUCUUUGAUAGCUUCGGCUAUGUUGGGAAAUGGAUGGGGAUGGUCCUUUGUUGUCCCGGGAUUAAUAAUGUCUUUCCUUGGUUUUGUCGUUUUAUUAAUAUUGCCUGUCUCGCCUGAGUCUGUUGGAGUCGUGGAAGAUGAAGAUAAUUGUCCCAAGAAAAGCGUAGACGAUGUCACAGAACCUCUGUUAAAGGAGGAGAAAGAGAAAGCAGUAGGGUUUGUCGAGGCGUGGAAAAUUCCCGGGGUUGCUCCUUUUGCUUUUUGUCUCUUUUUCGCCAAAUUGGUUGCUUAUACAUUCCUCUAUUGGCUACCAUUCUAUGUUAGCCACACAGCUAUUGAUGGAAAAUAUCUAUCUAGUGAGACAUCAGGAUCACUAUCGACUUUAUUUGAUGUUGGAGGGGUGCUCGGAGGAAUUCUAGCUGGCCACAUAUCUGACCGGUUAGAUGCUAGAGCCAUAACAGCAGCAAGUUUCAUGUACUGUGCAAUCCCCGCUCUCUACUUCUAUCGAAGUUACGGGCACAUUUCACUGGUUGUAAACGGAUCAUUGAUGUUCAUCACCGGUAUGUUUGUAAAUGGGCCUUACGCUCUUAUAACAACUGCAGUUUCGGCUGACCUGGGAACACACAAGUCAUUGAGGGGAAACUCACGAGCUCUUGCAACCGUCACGGCUAUUAUUGACGGAACAGGUUCUAUAGGGGCUGCAAUCGGACCUUUAUUAACAGGGUACAUCUCCGCGAGAAGCUGGAGCGCAGUUUUCACAAUGUUGAUGGCAUCGGCUUUAAUCGCAGGACUAUUUCUCACCAGGCUUGUAGUGUCCGAGGUGGCAACAAAGAUUGAAGAGUCAAGGUCUAAUAGAGCACCUGAAUGUUCACUCGACGUAUAACAUUCUAUGGACUCGUCACCGUAAUAUAUACUUCGUGGCUGCGUGUUUAUUCCGAGAGUGCCUAUGAAGUCUCAUUCAUAGCUUCAGGUCAUUAAAAUGAAAAAAGAGCAUGACCAAAUAGUGUUUAAAAAUGUAGAGAAUGUCUUAAACUUUCAACCUACAUCAUAAUAAUUGAGAGUGGGUUGAGAACUUGAGAUGUUAUGUGUUUGUACAUUAUCUGAUAUACUAUACCCAAUCAAUCACCCAUUUUAGUAUAGUUUUUCAUCCUUUCAAAAACUGCUUGUAGCUUUUGAAGUUUGGAAGUCAACCACAUUGUUUGGACUUUGGAGGUCACCCGAAUGAAAGUUGUGAGUUUAUACAAAUUGAUCUUUGUAGCAUUUUUCAAUGAUAAGGUUCAUGCUUCUGUGAAUUUUACUUAAAGACCCUAAUUUGGAUUUCUACUUAGAAAUUGUAAAUGAUGUUGCUUAAGAAA
Messenger RNA from Cicer arietinum (chickpea), 2989 nucleotides. Its product is annotated as putative glycerol-3-phosphate transporter 1. The record is from RefSeq and is a predicted model, not a curated record. Lineage: Eukaryota; Viridiplantae; Streptophyta; Magnoliopsida; Fabales; Fabaceae. Gene Ontology annotation, molecular function: glucose 6-phosphate:phosphate antiporter activity. Gene Ontology annotation, biological process: phosphate ion homeostasis; transmembrane transport.